UUGAAGUGGGCGCGCCUGCGAGAGGCUCACAGACUAGUCAGCGAGUCCCGCCAAAACGAGUCUUAAGGCCCUGAAGGUUUGUUGUUGUGGGGAUUUUGGCGGGAGAGGCGAGCGAGAGAGAGACAGGGUGCAGAGUAGUGGUGGAUUUGCCAUUUGAUUUGCAGGAGUUUGGUCUUGGCAGUGUGCUGUGGGACGUCAGUGAGGUGGCACCGUAGCAGAUACUGUGAACUAGGAGGCUGCAGUGAGGAACUUGCUGUCCCUGGCUGUUAUGGUGUUAGUACCGCCGUGCAUGGAGGAAGAGCUGCAGUACUUCAGGGUAGUGGUAGUGGCGUACCGUACUUCAGCGCGUUGGGUCGGUGUGCGGUUGGGCCUAUAGGGUGUGAGGGUCCUGGGGGUACUGGUUAGGGUGGGACUGUCAGUGGCAUAUAACAUUUCUUGUGUUGGUGCGUGAAGUGUUUAUUUCUCCUGUUUAUUUGUAUGUGGAUUUACCCAUUUUCUCAUGGGAUCAGGUAUUUUGGAGUGCCAGCAGUGUGGCCUCUAAGAGUGUUAAGCACUCAUAUUUUAUUUGUGUUUUCUUUAUUAUGUACUCAUUUGUGUUUUCUUUAUUAUGUAUUCAACCAUUAAAUUUUUAAAUUGUGGCCCAGGUUUCUGUGAACCUAAGCAGGAGGUUUAAAUUAAUCAGUGGGUUCUUGUGGUGAGUGCUUGGUGAGCCUAAUUAAGGUAGGUUAACUGUGCCCUAGUUUUGCACUCAUUACAAUUGGUAGCAGAGCGUAGUUUUAUGCCCUUUUGGGGAAAUUGUUUCAAACUCCUGCUUGGGUCCAGUGCUUUUGGCAAAAUCCACUUAAGUGUUAGUGUGGCACUACUCCUGCACAAUGGAGGAUUUGUUGUGUUUGGGUGAUGUUGAUGGCCAAGGUGUAGCUGGGGUUAAAGUUGAGCGUAAGGAGGAGAGCAGGGAGGUGGAAGUGACCCCAGAGGUAGUUGAUAAAUUAAUCAGUACCAAUGCUCAGUUAUCCCAAGCAGUGGCACAACUGUGUAAUAAGUUUGACCAAAUGGGGCACAUGCAAAACAUGGUGUGGUCACGUCCUGUCCCCACUAUUGGAAAAUUCUCUGGUAGGGUACGGAGGGCCAGUGAGUUGGAUGACUGGGUAGAGGAUGCCACAGAGAAAAUAAAGCAGCUGGGAUUACAGGGCUCUGAGGGAGUGUCAUACCUGUGUGGGUUCUUGGAAGGCCCAGCCCGUCGAAGGGUCCGCAACAGUACUGUGAAGACUGUGUCUGACCUUUUUGAUUGUUUGAGGUCUGCUUUUGGAUCAGAACUGAAUUAUACAGACUUAGAAAAACAGCUGCAUGCUCGGGUUCAACAGCCAGGUGAAGGAGUGUGGGAAUUUGCUGAUUCUCUGGCUGUUAUUGUGGAUAAAAUGUACAAAGUGAGAGACAAGGGAGAUAAAGAACGGCAAUGGCUGCUAACUACAUGGUUCUGUAGGAAUUUGAGAGACAGAAAAGUAGGAGUGAAGUUGGGAAAAUGGUGGGAAAAGCACCAGCCUGUGAAGUGGGAGGACAUGGUUCAGCGAGCAGCAGACCAAGUGAGUGAGGCUGAGCGGAUUGUGAAGGAAGAAGCAGAGUUAGUGAGUGGGAAAAAGCCAGAGAGAGUUGUGAGGAGUACCCUUUCUUCACCAUCUUGCUCCUUGUGUGGACAACAUGGACACUUGGGAUAUCAGUGUGAACGGUUCAAGGAGUUGGUGUCCAAGACAGCGGGAAAACGGGAGUCCUUGAGAACAAGGGGCCAGCUCUCAAGGCCUGACGACAGGGCCCCCACUACAGCUCAGAUAAGGAGUGUGACUAAUGUGACCGAGGAACGGAAUGAUGUAAAAAGAGGGAAAGUUAAGUUGUUUGGAAAGACUCUGAGGAUAGAUGCGUUGGUGAAUGGUAUACCUGUAAGUGCUAUGGCUGAUUCUGGUGCUGAGGUCAGUCUGGUGACAGAGGAAUGGUACAAACAGCACCUCCUCCCCAAGCAAGCUGUGAUCUAUGGGAUGGACAUUCGGAUUACAGAUGCAAAUGGGAGGGAAAUUCCCUGUUUGGGCUAUGUGAAGGUGAAUGUGGAAAUUGAGGGAAAAAGUGUUAAAGACUGUGGACUUUUUGUGAAAGGUGGUGGUGGGGAGAGUGGUGUGGUGCAGGGCACUACAUUGCCAGUGUUGUUUGGGAUGAAUGUGUUGAAGGGAGCCGUGCACCUGGGGCUAACUGAGAAGUGGGGCAGGUGUGUCCGUGCCAUUGAGGCAAAAUUGAGGGUGACACAACAGCCUCUGGGGUUUGCUGUAAUUCAGCAGCAACAGGAUUUAGUAAUCCCGGCUGGUACCAGAAGAAUAAUGAGAGUGUUUGUGGAAAGUUUACAGGAAGUAGAUGUAGAUAGUGUGGUGUUGGAGCCCUUAGUGCCUGGUGAGGGCUACUGGGUGCCUGAAGGUUUGUGUAUAUUUCCCAGUUAUACCAGAGUGGUUAAGGGUGAAGGAUGGCUGUCAGUGGGUAACCUGGGACAAGCAGAUGUGCAAUUCAGGCCACAGUGGAAGGUAGCCAAAGUUUCUCAUGGAAGGGAGGUUACUGUGGGAAGAGCUCACACACACACAGUAGCUCAGACUGCACCUCCUUCAGUGGUUAAGGAGUUCAGGGACAGACUAGGGGUGCAGGUGGAUGAGAGUCAGCUUGAUUCAGCACAGUUGGAGAGACUGGAUGGAUUGAUCCAUGAGUACGGAGAUGUGUUUGCUGAAAACGAGCAGGAUUUGGGAUGUGCUACUGGAGUGGAGCAUGAAAUUCACCUCAAUAGUGCAGUGCCCAUUCGCCUUCCAUACAGACAUAUUCCUCCCCCAUGUAUCACUGAGGUUAAAGCUCAUGUAAAGGGACUGUUGGAACAGGGAGUGAUAGAGGAGAGUGUGAGCCCAUAUGCAGCCCCAAUAGUGAUGGUGAGGAAGAAAGAUGGUUCGCUGCGACUUUGUGUUGAUUAUCGAAGGCUGAACGAGGUGACAGUGAAAGAUGCCUUCCCAUUACCAAGGGUACAAGACACACUAGAUGCAUUAGCCGGGGCACAGUAUUUUUCUUCUUUUGAUUUAGCUGCAGGUUAUCAUCAGAUUCUUGUGCGGGCAGAAGACCGGCCCAAGACUGCUUUUGUAACACCAUUUGGCCAUUAUCAAUAUGUGCGCUGUCCUAUGGGGUUAUCCAAUAGCCCAGCAGCAUUCCAAAGGUUUAUGGAGUAUGUGUUUAGCGAUCAGGUUUUUGUGACUCUUUUGGUGUAUCUGGAUGAUUUGUUGGUGUUUGCUCGGAGUGUGGAUGAGCAUCUGGAUAGACUGGAGGGAAUGUUGAAGCUUUUGAGGAAACAUGGGCUGAAGUUGAAACCUUCCAAAUGCCACAUACUAAAGCCCCAGGUUAGGUACCUUGGAUUUAUCAUUUCUAAGGAGGGAAUUAAUACAGACCCAGAGAAAAUACGGGCUGUACAGGAGUGGCCAGUUCCGCGCACUGUUAGGGAGGUCAGGGCAUUUGUCGCAUUCUGCUCCUUUUACAGAAGGUUUGUGAAAAAUUUUGCGAAGGUGGCUGCUCCGUUGCAUGCUUUGAUGAGUGGUGAUUCUAAGGCAGCAGUGAGUGAUUAUUGGGGGAAGGAUGAGGCCAGAGCAUUUGCCUUGUUGAAAGAGAAGUUAAGUCAGGCUCCAGUGUUGAAAAGUGCAGAUUACAGCAAGCAGUUUGUGGUGGAGACAGAUGCUAGCUUUGAAGGACUGGGAGCAGUUUUAUCUCAGGAGCAUGAUGGGAGGUUGCAUCCGGUGGCUUUUGCAAGUAGAGGUCUCAGAAAGUCAGAGCGGAACAUGAGCAAUUACAGCUCUAGGAAGUUGGAGCUGUUGGCUCUGAAGUGGGCAGUGACAGAGCAGUUUAAGCACUAUCUGGUGGGUGGACAUUUUAUAGUGCUGAUGGAUAAUAAUCCAUUGGCACAUUUGAACUCUGCCAAGCUUGGGGCAGUGGAGAGUAGGUGGCUGGGUGACUUGGGAAGGUUUGAUUUUGAGGUGAAAUACCGGCCAGGGAAGGAGAAUGGUAACGCGGAUGGAUUGUCGAGGAGGCCCCAGGAAUUGAUUGAGGGAGGGGAGGAAGAGAAGGAGAUAUGGGAAACCAGUCCUAACACCUCGGUGAAAGGGGUGGCUGUGAUGCAGGUAUGGCGUGGUGCCAGUAAGGAGCAGCUUAGGGAUAUGCAACAGUCUUGUCCAGUUGUAGGGAAGUUGUGGAGACAAAUGAUUGUUAGAGUGAGGCCAGCAGAACUAAGGCAGUUGCUACAAGUAGAGGAGUUUAGGCAAUGGUGGAGAGUGAGAGGGUCCCUCAUUAUGAGGCAUGGGGUGAUCUACUGGCGUGGAAGGGAGACAGAUUCUAGGAAGUGGAAAGUGGUGUUGCCAGUGAAUCACAGACAAGAAGUGCUUAAAGCCGCUCAUGAUCAGUGGGGUCAUCAAGGGGUUGCUAGAACAACGUCACUAGUGAAGGAUAGGUUUGCUUGGCCAGGACUACAUGAAGCCAAUCAAAUCAUGAAGACAUCAAAUUGUAUGUGGCAAAGUGCAAAGUCUGUGUCAUGGGGAAGGAGGAGGGUGUGCGGGCCAAGACUAAGUUGGGUACGUUGGAAGCCAACCGCCCCUGGGAAGUGUUGGCUGUUGACUUCACUUUGCUGGAUCCGGCCAGGGAUGGCAAGGAAAAUGUAUUGGUGGUGA
Molecule: messenger RNA, 4721 nt
Organism: Scylla paramamosain (green mud crab)
Lineage: Eukaryota; Metazoa; Arthropoda; Malacostraca; Decapoda; Portunidae
Exons: 2
Coding region: 873-4721 (1282 amino acids)
Biological process (GO): proteolysis
Molecular function (GO): aspartic-type endopeptidase activity
Source: RefSeq, a predicted model, not a curated record